GGUUGUUUUCGGCUCUGAGGAGGUCCCCGCCCAACCUUCAAAAUUUUGUCCAAAAGCAGACAAGAGGAUCGCCCCGCGCUGAGCCGGCUGGUGGGCAGCAGGAGGCGCCUGAUCGCCGCCGGGGCGCUGGGGGUGGUGAUGGUGCUGCUGCUGGUCAUCCUCAUCCCGGUGCUGGUGAGCUCGGCCGGCACGUCGGCGCACUACGAGAUGCUGGGCACCUGCCGCAUGGUCUGCGACCCCUAUGGGGGCACGAAGGCGCCCAGCACCGCCGCCACGCCCGACCGCGGCCUCAUGCAGUCCCUGCCCACCUUCAUCCAGGGCCCCAAAGGCGAGGCCGGCAGGCCGGGGAAGGCGGGCCCGCGUGGGCCCCCCGGUGAGCCCGGGCCGCCGGGUCCCGUGGGCCCUCCGGGCGAGAAGGGCGAGCCCGGCCGCCAAGGCCUGCCGGGCCCGCCCGGGGCGCCCGGCCUGAAUGCGGCCGGGGCCAUCAGUGCCGCCACCUACAGCACGGUGCCCAAGAUCGCCUUCUACGCCGGCCUCAAGCGGCAGCACGAAGGCUACGAGGUGCUCAAGUUCGACGACGUGGUCACCAACCUCGGUAACCACUACGAUCCCACCACGGGCAAGUUCACCUGCUCUAUCCCGGGCAUCUACUUCUUCACCUACCACGUCCUGAUGCGCGGAGGGGACGGCACCAGCAUGUGGGCUGAUCUCUGCAAAAACAACCAGGUGCGAGCCAGCGCCAUCGCCCAAGACGCUGAUCAGAAUUACGACUACGCCAGUAACAGUGUCGUUCUUCAUUUGGAGCCAGGAGACGAAGUGUACAUCAAAUUAGAUGGCGGGAAAGCCCACGGAGGGAAUAACAACAAAUACAGCACGUUUUCUGGAUUUAUUAUUUAUGCUGACUGAUAACGCAGAAACUAAGCUUAUUAUUCUGAGUUUGGACACUGGAUUCGGAUGGCUAACGUCAGUGAAUCAAGGAUCCCAGGGGAUGCCGGUUGCGGGGCACCUCGGUUGUGUAUAUGUGGGGAAUUCAAAUGCUACCUGACUCACAUCUGUAUACUCAGAAACAUUAUGUAAAAAAAAAAAAAAAAAUUAAAAGCAAGAUAAGCAGAUGUGUUAUCCACUACCGCCAAAGCAAAUACUCCUCCUUAUCGUUAGUGUCCAUGUGAAUGAAGUCCUAUAUAGAUCACAAAUUUUUAUAGAAAAAUCUAAGACACUGAAUUAUUUCUCCAAUAUAUAUGAUACUUUGGUGUACUGUGAUCUUGCUGCUUUUAUCCAUAUGUCAGCUUUGGUUCUUGUGAGUUCACCUGCUUAUUAUGAUACUUGGAGUCCAUUCACAGUGUGGGGAGGAUGAUUUUACCCUGCAGGAGAAGGUCUGAUUGAAAUAAUGCUGCUUGUCCCCAAAGAAAUUGUUUGCCUUGUACUUUUGUUAACUUUAGAGCUAGUCCUGGGAAUGAUUCAACUUCAAGCCUUAACCUGGAAUUUUCUGGAUUUGAGGGAAUUCCCAAGCCUAUGAUCAUUUUCACAUUUUCUUUUUCUUACGAGUUUUCUUUUCUCUCUUUUCUGGUGAUAGUCUUUAAAAAUAGAGAUUGAAAUUGUAUCAUAGGAUUACCCUCUAAGUGUGAAAAUGUGUAAUUAUGUAUGGUAUUUAGAAAAUCCCCCGUGUGUCCAUUUUGUCAAUAGAAUGCGUUUAGAUUUACUUAGAAAGUCAGAGAAAUUUAUUCUUUGGUGUUAAAUCAGACUGAGGCUUUUGCCUUCUUUGGAACAAAAGGUUAUUCAUAACCCAAUGCACAAUGGUUUAAUUUGAGCUACUGCAUGAGUCACCAAGGGGACACUAAGUAAGGCCUUCAAAUAGUUGCUACGAGUCGUGGCCCGAGGUUAUUUCAAAAUGAACAAUUUCACAUACAACCAAUAAGACAACAAAGUGUAUAUAUUUUAUACCAAUACCUGCUACAUAUAC
Callorhinus ursinus (northern fur seal) is the source of this 1960-nucleotide messenger RNA. It is a transcript of the gene C1QL3, whose product is annotated as complement C1q like 3. Gene Ontology annotation, molecular function: protein binding. The record is from RefSeq and is a predicted model, not a curated record. Lineage: Eukaryota; Metazoa; Chordata; Mammalia; Carnivora; Otariidae.